GAUUUUUUUAGCUUUGAAUAAAAAGAGUUUUCUUCUUAGCACAUAAUUGCAAUUAGCACACUGCAUUGACAACAUGGAGAGAGUUUUCCCAUUUUUCCUUCUUUCCAUACUCAUAUUGUUUCCUUGUCAUAGCCAUGCUACUUCUCAUCAAAUCAAUACUAAUGAGUCUGCACUUCUUGCAUUCAAACCCCCUCAUGCCUUCAGAUCCUGACUAUAUUUGAAAAAAGAAUUGGACCGCGGGGACCUCUGUGUGUACAUGGUUAGAAGUUACUUGUGAUUCGCGUUAUAAUAGGGUGACUUAUUUAGAUCUCUCGUGGAUGGGACUCAAUGGGAGCAUUCCACCAGAAAUCGCAAAUCUUUCUUUUCUUGUUUCUCUGGAUUUGAUUUGGAACCAUCUUCAUGGUGGCCUACCAAAGGACAUUUGCAGCCACAACAAACUUUCAAGACUCGAAGAACUUCAGCUAUCCUUCAACCAUUUGAAAGGAGAGAUACCACUGAGCUUGGGUGUAUGUCAACAACUCGAGAUUCUUGACUUUUCAUACAACAACUUUGGCGGACAUGUGCCUCGAGAAAUUGGGAACAUCACACGCCUUACGAAAUUAGACCUUCACUGGAACAAUUUAUCAGGUAUUAUUCCGAAAGAGAUUGGCCAUCUUAAUAAUUUAGAGUUCAUGGGUUUAGGUUCCAACAAACUUAGUGGAUCAAUCCCAAAAGAAGUGGGGAACAUGACGGCUCUUAUCCGCUUAUGGCUUGACAGUAAUAGUUUAAGUGGUACUAUUCCUAGAGAGAUUGGUGGUCUUAAUAAAUUGGAGAUGAUGUGGUCGGAUGAUAACAAAGUUAGCGGAUCAAUCCCAAGAGAAGUGUGGAACGUGGCAACUCUGCUCCAGUUACGGCUCAAGAAGUGUGGAAGGAGUUAUUCCACGAGAGAUUGGUCGUCUUGAUCAUUUAAAUGGUUAGACGUGGGUUUUAACAUGUUAUCCGGACCAUUGCCUCCAACCAUUUUCAAUUUGUCUACUUUGGGAGGGAUUCAGCUAUCAAGGAACAGACUUAGCGGGUCAUUGCCCUCGGAAAUUGGGAAUAUGAAAGAACUGCUAGCCUUAUACCUUGACAAUAAUGUUUUAAGCGGUCCAAUACCAUCUACCAUUGGAAAUCAAUCAAGUUUAGUGGAAUUAUUGCUCUCUUCCAACAAAUUUGAGGGUGAGCUCACAUCCUCCAUCUGCAACUUGACUUCAUGGUUUGAGAUACUUAUUGUCUCAAACAAUACUUUAGAAGGAACAAUUCCUCAAUGCUUUGGAAACUUUAGCCAGUAUAUGAAGAUCUUUCAUUUAAACACGAAUAAGUUUAGCGGUCUACUUCCAUCAACAUUUAGCAAUGAUUGUCGGCUUGUGUCCAUCAAUUUGGGAACCGACAAAUUGGAAGGACGAUUACCUAGAUCCUUAAACAACUGCCAAUAUCUAAAGGGGCUUGACAUUGGAAAUAAUAGAAUACAAGAUGAAUUUCCAUUUUAGAUGGAAGGUCUUCCCGAGCUUCGAGUUCUAGUGUUGAGGUCUAACAAGUUUGGUGGUAACAUGUCACGUCCUUCAUCAACCAAGAUUUCAUUUCCUAAGUUGCAAGUUUUAGAUGUAUCCUAUAAUGAAUUUGUGGGCUCUCUACCUCAAACAUAUUUCAAGAAUUUCAAAGCAAUGGCAGAGGCCAUAGGAUUAUAUUAUGACAGCUUUCUAUCAAAUCUGGAGAUGAGGCGGUCAGGAUCAGUUAUUGAGUAGACUAUUCGACACCUUUACGACAAUAGAUUUGUCAUCCAAUAGAUUCUCUGGAAUUAUUUCUCAAAUACUUGAACUUGUCCCACAAUAGCCUAGCCUCACAGGACAUAUACCUUCAUCUAUUGGAAACAUGGGAGAACUCGAAUCAUUGGACUUGUCAAUGAACAAAUUGGAUAGAGAAAUUCCAAGUUAAUUGACAUGGUUGACAUUUGUUUCGAAAUUAAACCUUCCAGUGAACAAUUUUGUUGGGCAAAAACCGCGAUCCAAUCAGUGCUCCACAUUUGAGAAUAAUUCAUAUAUGCGAAACUUGGGAUUGUGUGGACUUCCGUUGACAAGAAAAUGCAAAGAUGAUGAUGGGCAAUUGAUGCAGUCUGCAGAAGAAGAGGGUGAUGAUGAAUAUGAAUUCAUAGAUGGAUAUGGUUGGCGAAGUGUGGUGAUGGGAUAUGGAAGUGGAUUCGUAGUUGGGAUUGGAAUUGGAUACAUGAUUAUAAGGAGUGGAAGGCCAUCAUGGUUAGUGGAAUUCUUUUUCGGAGUUGGUUAUAAAUAUAAGACAAAGAAGAGACGCAAUAAAGCUUCACCUGCACCAUCACGCAGCGGAACUUGAUACUAAGCCAAAAAGAGAACUUGAUAACUAAGCCAAAAAAGAGAACACUGUGUUUUAUAUGGAAUUCUUGGUUGUGUUCAAAAGAACUUUUGUUUGA
Salvia hispanica is the source of this 2461-nucleotide messenger RNA. NCBI's taxonomy places the organism in Eukaryota, Viridiplantae, Streptophyta, Magnoliopsida, Lamiales, Lamiaceae. The record is from RefSeq and is a predicted model, not a curated record.